UCUGUAGCGUUGCUCCUGUCCUGGAACUCACUCUGUGGCCCAGGCUGGCUCGAACUCACAUACAUCUGCCUGGCUCUUUGAUUUUAUGAACAUUUAAGAAAUUUUCAGAAACCAAGACUUGGGGAGGGAGGGCAUCUCCAAAUGGCAAGCUCAGCAUAACCAAAUUCGAAAUUACUGACUUUCUUUGAAGGGGAGGGGGGAUGCCAAGAUAGUUUAUUAUCAGAUUUUUUUUUUAAAUCUUGCCCAAAAAAACCCCACAACAUGCCAGUCAAGUGGAAGCAUUUCUUUCACUCCUGUCCCAUCUCCUACCAUUUUCUUCUCUCUACCUCCCUUUUGUGGUGGUGGUGGUGGUGGUGGUGGUGGUGGUGGUGGUGGUAGUGGUGUUUGAGAGAGGGCAUUUGCUGUGCAUACAUUUUUCACAGGCUGGCCUAAUGGCCUCAACUCACUCCGUAGCCAAGGCUCUGGCUUUGGCCUGUCUCACAAUGCUGGGAUUGCAGACAUGCUCUCCCAUCACAACCAUAAAAAUUUACUAAAGAGACUUUUAGAGUCCAGGACUGAAGUAAAGGCAAGGCACAUUCGAUGGUUCAGUUAGUGUCCCAUAUUCUAGGGUACCAAGUGGGAGAUACCAAAUGUCCAAAAGCUAAAAGAAAAAUGUUUCUAAGUCUUUUUGUUUUCAUCACCUUUUUUGGUUGAAUUUUCCUGUCAGUUUCUUUUCAGCGAUAUGUAUUUUCUCCGACUAAGUAACUGUAAGCAUGUGUCAUGCUGGGAUCGGUGAUACCACUUUUUUCUUUAAAAGAUUUAUUUAUUUGUUUGUUUGUUUAUUUAUUUAUUUAUUAUGUAUAGUGUUCUGCCUGCAUGAAUGCCUGCAGGCCAGAAGAGGGCACCAGAUCUCAUUACAGAUGGUUGUGAGCCACCAUGUGGGUGCUGGGAAUUGAACUCAGGACCUCUGGAAGAGCAGCCAGUGCUCUUAACCGUUGAGCCAUCUCUCCAGCCCCCGGUGAUACCACUUUAAUCCCAGAGCUCAGAAGGAGAGGCAGGCCAAUUGCUUAUGAGUUCCAGGUCAGCCAAGGCUAUGCAUCGAGACCCAGUCUCGAAAAUAACAACAAUACCACACAUUCGUUUUUGUCUUUCUACCCAUUAUUCUGUUAAAAAUCUAACAGCAAGGCCACAAAAGAUGGGUCAGCCAGUAAAGGUGCUUGUCCCCAAGCCUGAUGGCCUGAGUUUGGUCCCUGGAACCUACAUGAUGGAAGAAGAGAAGUGAGUCUUGCAAGUUAGCUCUGACCUCUUAAAAACCUCCAUACAUACUGUGGCAUGCAUACAUCUCACCCUGACACACAAAACUGAUCAAUUAAAAAGGGGAAGGGAGCCCGGUGAUAGUGACACACGCCUUUAAUCCCAGCACUCUGGAGGCAGAGGCAGGCGGGUCUCUGUGAGUUCGAGGCCAGCCUGGUCUGCAGAGCAAGUCCUAGAACAGGCUCCAAAGCUACACAGAAACCCUGUCUCAAAAAACAAAACAAACAAACAAAAAAAGGGUGAUGGGGACUGGGGAAAUGAUUCAGUGGUUAAGAAUAUGUACUGCUUGAUGGGCAGUGGUGGCACACCUUUAAUCCUAGCACUUGGGAGGCAGAGACAGGUGGAUCUCUGAGUUUGAGGCCAGCCUGGUCUAUAGAGUGAGUUCCAGGACAGCCAGGGCUACACAGAGAAACCCUGUCUCAAAAAAGAAAAAAAAGAAUAUGUACUGCUCUUGGCAGAAGACCCUAGUUUGUUUCCCAGCAGUUGUGUUAGGCAGUUCACAAAAUGUCUGGAGCUCCAGGGGUUCCCACUACUGUCCUCCACAGGUACCUGCCCUCAUGUGCACAUGGGAAUGUAAACACAUUGACGCACGGUUUUAAAAUUAAAAUUUUUUUUAACGCUAAAGACACUUAAAUAAAACCUUGAAUAUGGGCCUUGGGAAGAGGCUUAGUUAGUAAAAUGCUUUCUGUGCAAGCAUGAGGACCUGAGCACAGGUGAAACCCCAUACAUGUCUGCUUGUGCCUGAAAUCUCAGCUCUGGAAGGGCGAGACAGGCAGACCCCUGGGUUCCCUGGCCAGCCAGCAAGCCUUGCUGGCCAUGAGCUCCAGGUUCAGUGAGAGACCCUGUCUCAAAACAAACAAUAAAUAAGGUGAACAGUGACAGGGGAAGAUGUCUGACAUUGACCUCUGAUCUAUACACACAUGCACAGGAAAGUUCAUCUGUACACUUGUCUAUACACGUAUACACACCCCCAAAAGGAAAAAUAAUUGAAUAUGUUCUCCUUAAAAAGUCAGAUAAGCUGGGCGGCGGUGGCGCACGCCUUUAAUCCCAGCACUCGGGAGGCAGAGGCAGGUGGAUCUCUGUGAGUUCAAGGCCAGCCUGGUCUACAGAGCGAGAUCCAGGACAGGCUCCAAAGCUACACAGAGAAACCCUGUCUCGAAAAACAAAAUGAAACAAAAGUCAUAAGUUUAAAUUGCAUCCUAAUUAGACUUGGAUUAUUUCUGUUUUAAUUUUUUUAUUCAUUUAUUUAUUUGGUGCUAGGAGUAGAACCCAAAGCUUUGUAUCCACCAGACAGAUACUCUUCUCCUGAGCUAUCUUCCUAGCCCCUAUAUGCCAUUAUUUUUUUAACAAGCUAGUUAAUUCCAGCCUGGGAUGUACAUGCUUAUGCUGACAAACACAAUCAUUUGACUAGUCUACUUUUCUAUGUUCAGAUAGUAUUAGUUAGUUUGCUGAAACCAUAGAAACUAAGGUACCUAUAAGAUUGUGAAACAGUUUUUGGAGCAAAGAUCUAUUUUUAAAUUAUGCCACUCCGCACUUUGGGGGAAAAUGGACACAACUCACGUCAAGUGACUUAGCUGACUCCAGAAUUAUUUUGAACAAUAUGUAUUUUUCUAAUUCGUAUGUACUAAUGGUACAAAGUAACAGGCUUCAUUGUGAUAUUUCCAUGCACACAUUCUUAGUCACUGUUCUGUUGAUGUGAAGAGACAUUAUGACCAAGCCAACUCUUAUAAGAGAAAGUGUUUAAUUGGGGGCUUGUUUACAGUUUCAGAGGUUAAGUACAUUAUCAUCAUGGCAGGAAGCAUGGCCACAUGCAGGCAGGCACUGGCCCAGUAGCUAAGAGCUAUAUCCUGAUCUGUAGGCAGAGGGAGCAACACUGGGCCUAUUGUGGGCUUUUGAAACCUCAAAGCCCACCCCCAAUGACACACUUCCUCCAACAAGGCCACACCUAAUCCUUCUAAUCCUUUCAAAUAGUACAGUCUCUGGUGACUAAGCUUUCAAAUAUAUGAACCUAUAGGGGCCGUUCUUAGUCAAACAACCAUAGCACAUAUAGUUACUUUAAUCAUACUUAGUCCUUAGUUCCCCUUUCUUGUACCCCUCACACUCCCUCUAUCCCUUCCACAUCCCUUUUACUUUCAUGUCUGCUCCCACCCUUCAAAUUCUGCAUAGGAGAGAAUGCACGCUCAGCUUAUUUUGGUGAGUCUGGCUUAUCUUGCUGAACAUAAUUUCCACUUCCAUCCAUUUUCCUGCAAACAUCAUUUCUGAACAAUGCUUUUUUUUAUAUACAUUGUGUGUGCGUGUGUGUGUGUGUGUGUGUGUGUGUGUGUGUGUGUGUGUACACAUGCACGCGCACCCAUGAGGUACACAUGCGGUCAGAGAACAACUUGGAGAAGUUGGUUCUCUUCUACCACCAUGUGGAUCACAAGGGUGGUCAGGCCCAGCAGCACUUUGAUCCACUGAGCCAUCCCACCAGCUCUGAACAAUACUUUUUAUAUGGUAGUUGUCUGGUGGCCCCUGUGAUGAAGACCAGAAAAACUUUUUUGAUAAUUUUAUGGCAACUGUGUUUUUAUAGGUUUGAAGUGUGGCCCUUAAGAAACAGAAACCCAGAGGUACCAGGUCUGCUCCCCAGACCCUGCUCUUUCUGGAAUCUGUGUGAUGACCAAGGUGGUGGGCAUGGCCACAGUUCUGGGCCCCAGGCCACCUCAGGAGCCAAUGGGGCCUUCGACUCUUAAAGCUGAAGAGGAUGAAGAGAAGGAUAAGUGCCGCCCUAACCUAGAGAUAUCCCGUCAGCGCUUCAGGCAGUUUGGGUACCAUGACACUCCUGGGCCCCGGGAGGCACUGAGCCAGCUUCGGGUGCUCUGCUGUGAGUGGCUGCAGCCCGAGAUCCACACCAAGGAGCAGAUUCUAGAGCUGCUGGUGCUGGAGCAGUUCCUGACCAUCCUGCCCCGAGAGCUCCAGGCCUGGGUGCAGCAGCACUGCCCUGAGAGUGCAGAGGAGGCCGUCACUCUCCUGGAAGACCUGGAGCAAGAACUGGAUGAGCCAGGACUGCAGGUCUCAUCUCCUCCAAAUGAACAGAAGCAGGCUUGGGAGAAGAUGUCAGCUUCAGGAACUGCAAUGGAGUCCUUAAGCAGUACUACCCAAGCUCAGCCUGUAGAUGCCAGCCCCAAGUAUGAGUAUUGGGGGCCCCUGUACAUCCAAGAGACUGGUGAGGAGGAGGUUUUCACUCAGGAUCCAAGAAAGCGGCAAGGUUUGAAAUCGAAUUCUCAGAAGGAGGACUCAGCAGAUGAGCAGAGAAGUUCUGAAGAGGAAUCUCAUGCAGACGGACUCAAAAGGGACAUCAUCCCCAUGAUUGCUGCCAAUAAGUACAGGUCAAGGUCAGAAAGGCAGUGGGCCAAUAGUCUGGGAAGGGAGAGGGGAGCAAGAGCUUCUCUGCAGGAUGCAGGUUCCAGGAGAGGAGCAGAAUCCAUGUCUGCUAAGCCUGCCCCGGGAGAGAAACGUUACAUAUGUGCAGAGUGUGGGAAGGCCUUUAGCAAUAGCUCAAACCUCACUAAACACCGGAGAACACAUACUGGGGAGAAGCCUUAUGUGUGCACAAAGUGCGGGAAGGCUUUUAGCCACAGCUCCAACCUUACCCUUCAUUACAGAACACACUUGGUGGACCGGCCCUAUGACUGUAAGUGUGGGAAAGCCUUUGGGCAGAGUGCAGAACUCCUUAAACAUCAAAGGAUGCACACAGAAGAGGCGCCCUAUCAGUGUAAAGACUGUGGGAAAGCCUUCAGUGGGAAGGGCAGCCUCAUUCGACACUAUCGCAUCCACACAGGGGAGAAACCCUAUCAGUGUAACGAGUGUGGAAAGAGUUUUAGUCAGCACGCAGGUCUCAGUUCCCAUCAACGCCUGCAUACAGGGGAGAAGCCCUAUAAGUGUAAGGAGUGUGGCAAGGCGUUCAACCAUAGUUCAAAUUUUAAUAAGCAUCACAGAAUCCAUACUGGCGAAAAGCCCUAUUGGUGUAACCACUGUGGGAAAACCUUCUGUAGCAAGUCCAACCUUUCCAAACAUCAGAGAGUCCACACUGGAGAGGGAGAAGUACUGUAACUGUCUAUCCUCCUCUGUUGUUGUUCUUGUUGUAAACAUUAGAAUGUGAGUGCUAGAGAGCAGCUCUGUAAUACAAUGAUGUUUGGUGGUAGAUUUUGCUCUAGUCAUCAAAGGAUGCCAUGGAGGGAGGACUCCACAGUGACAGGGCAGGCGGAGGUCUGCAGAGCAGCAGUGAGCUCCACAGUGGUCACCUCGGCCAGCAGGGUCCCUCUUCACACUCCAGGCCCUAGUGAACUAUGCUGACAUUACCUUCCGCAUAGUUAAACUGAUGUGUGUCCAGUGUAGUUAAGGAAGAAACAUUGAAAUAUGUUUAACUGUUUUAACAUAUAUUCCACAGUUGUAGUUUGUAAAGAACUGAGCCACCUUGAACAGUCUGUUUCAGAAUAAACGUAUAGCAUCA
Messenger RNA from Peromyscus californicus insignis, 5782 nucleotides. RefSeq names its product zinc finger and SCAN domain containing 21 (gene Zscan21). Gene Ontology annotation, molecular function: RNA polymerase II cis-regulatory region sequence-specific DNA binding; DNA-binding transcription factor activity. NCBI's taxonomy places the organism in Eukaryota, Metazoa, Chordata, Mammalia, Rodentia, Cricetidae. Gene Ontology annotation, biological process: regulation of transcription by RNA polymerase II. The transcript is spliced from 3 exons. The coding region runs from base 3946 to 5382 and encodes 478 amino acids. The record is from RefSeq and is a predicted model, not a curated record.